UGGUCCGGAUUAUCGAACGACGGGCCCCACGUGUCAGAAAGAAAAACCCGCGUACACCGUGCAAAGCCUCUUCUUUCGCGGAUAUCUUUCCGAGAGAGAGAGAGGGAGAGAGAGAGAAAGAUAGAGAAUGGCGUCGUCGGGAGAGUGGUUGGAGAAGGCGCUGUUGGAUCUCUGCAGCAGUAUAGAGACGGGUUUGGAUUUAGACGCAGAUGUCAUCUCUGGCCUCGUCUCCUACUGCGAAGCCGGUUCUCCUCAAGAUGCUCAGGAAUAUCUCAAUAAUAUUAUUGGCGAGGAAGCUGGUCAGAGUGUCAUUGAGGAAUACCUGCGAAAGAGAGGUUAUACUGGGCUCAGCAGUAGCACCCCAAAUGUGCAAAAUUCCAAAUUUCAGGCCUAUAUGAAGCCACCUUCAGAUAAUGGUCUUAUUAGUGGACCAAAGAAGCCAGCAAAGACUCCCAAAGAGGGAAAUGUAUCCAGCAAUCGGGGCCUGAAAAAUCCAACGGAUGCCGUGGAGCCCAAAAGCACCAAUAAAGGAAAUCCAAGUGCUUCUAAAAAGAAAAAAGCUGGCAAAUCUAUUUCACUCGCAGAGGCUGCAAAAGGAUCAAUUGUUUUCCAACAGGGGAAACCGUGCUCGUGCCAAGCCCGUCGGCACAAACUCGUGAGCAACUGUUUAUCUUGUGGCAAGAUAAUUUGUGAGCAGGAAGGUGAAGGCCCUUGCAGUUUUUGUGGCGCUCUUGUGCUGAGGGAAGGUAGCACAUAUGCUGGUCUAGAUGAGAUUGCAGUUCCCCUAUCUGAUGCGGAAGCAGCAGCUGAAGCCUAUGCUAAAAGACUUGUAGACUAUGACAAGAACUCUGCGGCACGCACUACAGUCAUCGACGACCAAAGUGACUAUUAUGAAAUUGAGGGAAAUAGCUGGCUAUCAGCAGAGGAAAAGGAACUCCUAAUGAAGAAACGACAAGAAAUUGAAGAAGCUGAACAUGCUCGCCGAAGUAAAGUGGUCAUGACGUUUGACUUGGUUGGCCGCAAGGUAGUGAUGAAUGAAGAUGAAGCCUCACAAUUGGAAUCGGAUUACAGAAUAUUACGGCCCCUGGAAGAAAGAGAAAUGAACCGAAUAAAACCGAAUCCAACUAUCAGGGUACAACCCGUCUUUGUGGACCCUGGGACAGCAAAGAAUCCAGACAGAGGAAGACAGAACAUGAGAUCACCCAUAAACAUUUGCUUAGAGAUAAGCGGGAGGGUGCAGCACGAUGACCGCGACCUACAACAUUUCAUGGCAGACGGGCGGCGGGGAGUGGUGUCCCACGGGAGUUCCUUGCAAAGCCCAUCAGUAAAGAGCGAUGCAUACACAACGGAAGAUGAUUAUGAGUGUUCCCUCGACUACAAUUAGGCUACGCCAUUGGAUUCAGGCAGAAUUUUGAUUUUCUUCAUGGUUCUGUUCAUGUCGACAAACCAUGGUAAGGUCUUGUUUUGAGUUUUGCCUUUUCGGUGAGAAAUGAAAAGUUUCUCAGGAUAUUUGCCUUUUAUAUACGUGUGAAUGGUGUCUGUUUUAACUUGAUGUGUGCAACUCUACAUUUUUUUCCUUGAAAGGAAAAUUAUGUUAAAUAUGAAUAGAAAAUAGUCCUUAUUUUGAAACUGAGAGGAAACUGUAAAUAGUAUCUGAUGGAGAAAAUGAAUCCAAUUGUGGGAAGAAGAAGGAAAGAAAAAAAAAGGGUCCAUUAUGGGCUACUUUGAGAAUC
This is a messenger RNA of Magnolia sinica, 1733 nucleotides long. RefSeq lists its product as uncharacterized. Gene Ontology annotation, molecular function: zinc ion binding. The transcript has 4 exons. Lineage: Eukaryota; Viridiplantae; Streptophyta; Magnoliopsida; Magnoliales; Magnoliaceae. The record is from RefSeq and is a predicted model, not a curated record. Bases 128 to 1384 code for a protein of 418 amino acids. Gene Ontology annotation, cellular component: nucleus. Gene Ontology annotation, biological process: regulation of DNA-templated transcription.